AUGGCCGACGGCAGCGUGACUAUGGCUCCGGAUUGGAACAACUUGCGGGUGCUCCAGCGCAACCGAUUGCCAGCGCGUGCCCACUUUUACAACUUUGAAGAUGAGGCCACAGCUCUUACCUUUGAUGCUAAGAAGAGCUCACUGCACUGUAGCCUCAACGGCAGGUGGAAAUUCCGUCACGACUUAUCACCUCUAGAAGCUCCUGAAUGGGACGAGGCAAAGCCAGAAUCAUGGAGCGACAUUGUUGUUCCAGGUAUGUGGCAGCUUCAGGGAUAUGGCCGCCCGCACUACACCAAUGUUAAUUAUCCUUUUCCUGUUGAUCCGCCUAAUGUACCUUUUGAGAACGAAACGGGUUCUUACUUUCGGGAGUUCCUCCUCCCUCAGAGCUGGGACGCCGGCCAGCAAGCUAUUCGCCUGCGUUUUGAAGGUGUCGAUAGCUCCUAUCACGUCUGGAUUAACGGAAAACGUGUGGGAUAUAGCCAGGGAAGUCGCAAUGCUGCUGAGUUCAAUAUUACCGAUAAGUUGAACCUCGAAGGCCGCCGUAUUAAUACUAUUGCUGUCCGCGUCUAUAAGUUCUGUGACGGAACAUAUGUUGAAGACCAGGACCAGUGGUGGCUUAGCGGGAUUUUUCGAGAUGUAUACCUGGUGGCUUUUCCACGCCUCGCCGCCAUUGAGGACUUCACAAUUACUACUCACCUCGAUGAUGAGUUCACGUCAGCCAAGGUUACCGCUACUGUCCAAACCACCGAUGCGGACUCCGCGGAUUUCCGCUUUGGCCUAAAGCUCAUUUCUCCUGAUGGACGAGUGAUAGGUCAGGGCGAGGGAAACGACCAGGUCACGAUUGAUAUUGCUCAAGCCGACUUGAAACUGUGGUCGGCAGAGCAGCCUGCGCUCUACAAGGUGCUGCUCAGCUCUGGUUCUCAUUCUCAAGUGGUUCCGCAGCGCGUCGGAAUUCGCCGCGUUGAGGUGCGAAAUGGCAAUAUCCUUUUCAACGGCCAGCCCAUCAUCUUUUAUGGCGUUAAUCGCCACGAACAUCACCCAACUAUGGGCCGUGCGGUUCCAUGCGAAGCCACUCGCCGCGAUCUCUUACUGAUGAAGCGUUGCAAUAUCAAUGCAAUCCGCACUUCACAUCAGCCACAGAAUCCACAUUUUUAUGAUCUAGCUGAUGAGCUUGGCUUCUAUAUCAUUAAUGAGGCUGACCUAGAGUGUCAUGGCUUUUAUAAGCCCGAGCGUGCUAUAUUGGACGCUAAGAACCUUGGGCUUUCAAGAGUUGAGGCGCGUGAGGCAACAUAUGUGGAAGCUGGAAAGUGGCUUUCCGGCAACCCUGAGUGGAGGGCUGCCUAUCUAGAUCGCGCUGAGCAGCUUGUAGAGAGAUUCAAGAACUCAACCUCCUCGAUCAUUUGGUCUAUGGGUAAUGAGGCAUUCUACGGUGAGAAUAUUGCAGCUAUGGCUCAAUGGGUCAAGAAGCGGGACCCUACGAGACUGGUCCAUUACGAAGCUGACCUCGAAGCGAAGGAUACUGAUAUGUAUAGUCGUAUGUAUUAUACUAUUGACGAGCUGAAAGAACACAUCGCCAAUAGGAAUGACCGCCCACUGAUUCUCUGCGAAUAUGCCCAUGCCAUGGGUAACGGGCCAGGCGGUUUAAAAGACUACAUUGACGCUUAUCGAAGCGAAAAGUCUCUACAGGGCGGGUUCAUCUGGCAAUGGGCCAGCCACGGUCUGCUGCAAAGGUCUAGCAGUGGACAGCCAUUCUAUGCUUAUGGCAGCGACUUUAGGCAGGCGCUGAAUGACAGUGACUUUGUCAUGGAUGGCAUGCUAUGGUCUGACCAUGAGCGGCCUAGCCCUGGAUUAAUCGAAUACAAGAAGGUUAUUGAACCGGUGACGGUGGAUAACCUGGACCUCGCGGCCGGAACCGUCUCGAUUCGAAACCAUCUAUUCUUCUCAGACUUAGCCCAUCUGGAAGCUUCGGUCAGCGUCACAGUGCAAGACCAGAAGCCGACAUCUUCGGUAACCAUGGCUUUGCCACCCAUUGGGCCAUCUUCGAGUGGCGAGGUGGAGAUCCCCGAGGAGAUUCUGGCUCCCCUCCGAGAGCAGUCCGAAGAGAAUAAGUGGCUGAAUCUGUCAUUUUUUCUCCAUUCAGAAGUUUCAUGGGCCCCUCGAGGCCAUGAGGUCGCCUGGGCUCAAAUUAAGGCUCCCGCUUGCCUUACAGUCAGUCCGGCGGUGACUCCAAACAUCACCUCAGACGACGAAAGCAGCAUCAAGGCAGAGGUCAAAGAAGCUCGUGGGCGGCUCGUUAUCUCACGCCCAGGCCACAAUGCCAGCAUCGUUUUUGACCUCGCUCGCGGCGGAUUCCGCUGGGCCGGCGAGGCCGGAGUCACAAUUACGCGCGGCCCGGAGCUCAGCAUUUACCGUGGCAUGACACAGAACGACGUGGGCUUUGGAGGAGACGGUGCUGAAUGGAAGCGAUGCCUGCUGCAAAUAGCACGGUCCUGGGUCACAAAGCACAGUUGGACCUCGAACGACGAUGCCAUCUCGGUAGUAAGCGAAGUGAGGGUCGGUCCACCAUCAUUGACCUGGGCGGUCAGAGCUAGGCUCGAAUACACCAUCUCCCACUCACUUCAAAGUGUAUCGGUUCGGGUUACAGGUGAUAUUGAGAAGCGUAAGGGUUCUUCCCCGUGGCCUACAACAAUUCCUCGCAUUGGACUCGACAUGGCACUACCCAGGUCGUAUAAUACCGUCAACUGGUUUGGCCGAGGCCCGGGCGAAUGCUACCGCGAUAAGAAGGAGGCACAGCGUCUUGGACUAUACGAAUCAAAGGUUGAAGACUUGCAUGUUCCAUACGAAGUCCCCCAAGAAAACGGUGGGCGCUGCGACGUGGAUUGGCUCAAGUUACAGGCCGCGGGUGGUUCUGUUGUCAGCCCUGCGCUUGAGAUUCGGAUGGCUCAAGGACCGUUUAGCUUCGUAGCCAGACACCACACGACACAAGAGCUGGAAGAGAAGACACACCCUCAUCUUUUGCAGGAGUGUGACGAUACAUUACUCUACGUGGACCAUGCCCACCAUGGUCUUGGGUCUGGUUCAUGCGGACCGCCGCCAUUCCCGCAUGACCGGCUGUACAUGGGCCCCUUUGACUUUACCAUGCAUCUCCGUCUUGUAGAUAUCGACUAG
Messenger RNA from Clonostachys rhizophaga, 3168 nucleotides. NCBI's taxonomy places the organism in Eukaryota, Fungi, Ascomycota, Sordariomycetes, Hypocreales, Bionectriaceae. The record is from the annotation of a GenBank genome assembly.